Messenger RNA from Brachypodium distachyon (stiff brome), 767 nucleotides. RefSeq names its product protein PROTON GRADIENT REGULATION 5, chloroplastic. Gene Ontology annotation, cellular component: chloroplast. Gene Ontology annotation, molecular function: electron transfer activity. The record is from RefSeq and is a predicted model, not a curated record. The transcript is spliced from 2 exons. Bases 157 to 525 code for a protein of 122 amino acids. Gene Ontology annotation, biological process: response to high light intensity; photosynthetic electron transport in photosystem I. Lineage: Eukaryota; Viridiplantae; Streptophyta; Magnoliopsida; Poales; Poaceae.
AACUGUCUCGCUCUUUGGCUGGUCACGAGCAGUCCGUCAUCGUCUUGCCUUUGCCUUUGGCUGGCUCCUCUCUUCUCUUCUCCACCCUUCCUUCAUUGCUACUCCCAUACUUUCUUCCACAGCACAGCAGAAGAGCAUAGCAGAGCCUAGCCUUAGAUGGCUGCGUCCGUGUCUUCUGGGCUGCGAGCUCUUCCGACGUGGUCCAGCUCCGUCUCUGGCGACGACCGCUGCUCCCCGCUGGUCAUGUCGGUAUCGGUGCGGCAGCCACGGUCGGCGAGGCCCCUUCGGACGCCGGCGAGGAUGGGGAAUGUGAACGAGGGCAAGGGGAUCUUCGCGCCGCUGGUGGUGGUGGUGCGCAACAUCGUCGGACGCAAGCGCUUCAACCAGCUCAGAGGCAAGGCAAUCGCCCUACACUCCCAGGUGAUCACGGAAUUCUGCAAGACCAUCGGUGCCGACCCGAAGCAGAGGCAGGGUUUGAUCCGACUCGCAAAGAAGAACGGGGAGAAGCUCGGAUUCCUUGCCUGACUCAACUCAAUCAAUCCUCCAUUCAUUCCCCCUUUUCUUCUCUAUUAGCUUCAUCGGAGUACUUAAACCAAACACUCGAUCAGCUCACUUCUGUUGAGUUCCAACAUGUACUGUACGGAUAUGAUGGAUAGAUGGUAUGAUGAUGUAUCCUCCUCUACCUCUUAAGGAGUAUAUAUAGCAGCAUACUUUUACUAUGUCUACAUAUUCUAUAUCUAUAUAUAUGAAGAAUGAUUAAGCUUGCA